AUGUCCUCGUCCACUAAAACCGCAUGCAAAUACCUCGUUCUAGAUGCUGGACCUCUCUUGUCUUUGUCGCCACUUCGCGGGCUGGCUGAGACCUAUGUGACUGUACCGCAAGUGCUGGAUGAGUUGAAGGACAAGCGUGCGCGCGAGCACUUUGAGCAACUUGCGCUCACGGCCGGUGUCAACGUGAAGGUCAUAUCUCCUGACGCCGCGGCCCUUGCACAUGUGAUACAGUUUGCGAAGAAGACUGGAGACUACGCCGUUCUCUCGCAUCCCGAUCUGGCCAUCCUGGCUCUCACGCACGCUCUCAAUGUACAAGCGAAGGAAGAGAAACCUGACGGGGAUGCUGAGGGGCCCAAGGCAGAGCCUGAGGUCGAAGCACUGGCGACAGAUACCGUAGAAGAGCAUGAAGAGGAACCUCCACUGUUCGAGGAUGAAGACGCAGCCCAUGAGACUAGUUCAGUGCCGGCUGAGGACGCACCCGAAGAUCUUGAGGAUCGUGAACCUCUGAACGUCGAGUUACAACCACUGCCCAAAGACGACGAUGCGUCUUCGGACCCGAUCGCGGGACCCAGUACACAGCCCGUCGAUCACUCCGCGGAUGACGAGGCGCCUAUCUUCGAGGACCCUUCCGACGAGGACGAUGGCGAGGGAGAAUGGAUCACACCGUCGAACGUUUCCCUACACAAGUCCAAAGCGAUGGGCCUCACUUUAUCCGACGCGGACAGCAAGAAGCAUGUGGUGCCUGAGACCUUACCGGUUGCAUGUAUGACUACGGAUUUCGCGAUGCAGAAUGUGCUGCUACAGAUGGGUCUGAAUCUUGUUGGCGUUGAGGGGAGGCGUAUCGACAAGGUUAAAACGUGGGUUCUCCGGUGUCAUGCCUGCUUCAAAAUCUGUAAGGAUAACUCUAAGAAGUUCUGCCCGGCUUGCGGCAAUCCUUCUCUUUUGAGGACGUCUGUGACAGUGUCCUCUCCCGACGCCAAGUCUGGAGGUGCACCUGCGCUGCAAGUACAUCUCAAGAAGAACUUCCAGUACCGCACUCGUGGUACAAUUUACUCGAUCCCUGCGCCCAAGCCGGGAAGCGCGAAGACGGGUUCGGGUGAUGGGAUCAUCUUGCGAGAGGAUCAAGCGGAAUACCAGCGCGCGGUUAAGAAGGCCGAGGCCAAGCGGGAGAGAGACGAAAGAAAGAUGUUUGCGAGUGGUGGAGGUGCAGGAGCAGCGGGCAGUUGGAUGGACCCCGACUGGGUACCCGAUAUCCUCACCGCCGGGACGAGUGGGAAGGGAAGGAAACCUCGAGACGAUAUGCCUGUCGUCGGAUAUGGACGACGGAACCCGAAUGAGAGGAAGCACCACAAAAAGUAG
Peniophora sp. CBMAI 1063 is the source of this 1359-nucleotide messenger RNA. Lineage: Eukaryota; Fungi; Basidiomycota; Agaricomycetes; Russulales; Peniophoraceae. The record is from the annotation of a GenBank genome assembly.